UUUCUCUUUAUGUAUGCAUGUAUGAAUAUUCGCAAAGGCUUAGGCCUACCGUACUGCUCCAAAUCCAUAAGCGUUCAGUCGUUGAACGGCAUUCUAACAAAUCAGUGCUGAAGUGCCAAAGUUAACUUUAAUUGGAUACAAAGCAAUAUAUCAAGAUGGAUCGCGCAAGUCUUUAUUUUAUGGACAAAGAUGACAAAAAUACUUUUGACUUCGAUGAAACUUUGCCACCACUGCCAUUGCCGGAUCUCCGCGAUACCAUGGAGCGCUACUAUAAAAGUGUGUUGCCAUUUGGCACAUCCGAGGAGCUGGCCAACACACGCAAGGUCAUUGAGGAUUUUGAAAAAGGUGUGGGUGCCAAAUUGCAGGCACAGCUUAGGGAACGUGAGGCUAAAAUGAAAAACUGGUUGGGCAGCUGGUGGGAGGACUAUGGCUAUCAUUUGCUACGAUUUCCGCUACUGCCCUAUCAGAUGAUGAAUAUGGCCAGCCAAAUGGAGUUGGUUGGCGUGCCCGAGACGCCAGCUUAUAUGCUCAAAGGUCUCGCACGUCAAAUCUUUCACACGCUGGAGUUUUGGGACUUAACGCGCAAUGCUACUAUUAAGCCGCUUUCCUCUGGCGGUGGCAAAAUCAAAUAUUCCUCGGCGCUCCAUAAACAGUUCUUCUCAACGUCACGCGUGCCUGGCGUGGAGCAGGAUCACAUUGAAAAACACUUUCUGACCAAGGCUGAAGGUCGUACGCCCUCGCACUUGGUUGUUGGUGCCAGAGGUCGCCAGUUUAUGUUUGACUGUGUGCACGAAGAUGACACUAUACUCACCGCAGCGGAGAUUCUAGUAAUACUGCAGCGUAUGCGCAGCAUGCUGGACUAUGAGCCGGAAGGCGAUGGCGUGUCUUUACUAACACAUGACGAACGCUCCAGCUGGGCCAAGAAUCGUCAGCAUUUAAUGGAAUUAUCUGCUGCCAAUAAGGACACGCUGCGCAUGGUGGAGAGCUCGGCAAUUAUUAUUUGCUGGGAUGAGCACGAGCCACGUGACUAUGAGGAAUCCUCACAGCUGGCCUUGUAUGGUGACUAUCACUCACGCUGGGCAGAUCGCAGCAGUACGCUUGUAGCCUAUAAAAAUGGUCGCUUGGUGUACUCCGGUGAACAUAGUUGCUACGAUGGCACUGUUAGCAUCAGCUAUGCCACCUUCAUGCAAUUGAGCAUGUUUGAGGUGCCCGAGCCCGACUGGAGCGAGGCCGAUCACACGCAAACGGUUGAGAUAAAAGAACUUAAGUUUGAACUGAAUGAUGCUUUGAAAACAGAAAUUCAACGCAUGCGGGAUGAACUAGAAAAGCGGGGUUACGAUGUCAAUGUGACCUUUACGGUGUUUGAUGAAUACGGCAAGGACUUUAUGAAAAGCCAACAGCUACAUCCGGACUCGUUUAUACAAGUAGUCAUGCAAUGGGCAUAUUACCAGAUGCAUCAGAAAAUAGCGCCCACCUAUGAGACUGCCCUGAUGCGCCAAUUCUACAAUGGACGCACCGAGACACUUCGUUCCUGCACCGAGCGGGUGCAUGAAUUCCUGCAGGCUGUAGCCAGCGCGAGCACCACAGAUGCGCAGCUGGUAAAAGCGUUUCGUGCAGCUGUUAAGGACCACAAGCGACAGAUGGAUGAUGCACGCAAGGGUAAUGGCAUUGAUAGACAUUUGUUUGGCCUCUGGUGCGCUGCCUACGAGAAUAAGUUAGACAUACCCGCAUUAUAUGAUGAUCCACUCUAUGCCAAGAGCGGUGGCGGGGGCAAUUUCGUUUUAUCCACCAGCACAUUGGGCUUCACAGCUAAUGUUGGCUAUGUGUCGCCCAUGGUAUUUGAUGGCUAUGGCGUAUUCUAUUCCAUAACGUCGGGCGCCAUAUUUAUCAACACGACUGCCUAUCGCGACAGUAUUGCGACCAGUGCACGCAAGUUCAAUGAUUACUUCAAGCAAACAUUCCGUCGCAUACAGGAGCUUCUGGAGCAGCAAGGUUCAGAGUCUAAAUUGUAA
This is a messenger RNA of Drosophila busckii, 2012 nucleotides long. Its product is annotated as peroxisomal carnitine O-octanoyltransferase. NCBI's taxonomy places the organism in Eukaryota, Metazoa, Arthropoda, Insecta, Diptera, Drosophilidae. The record is from RefSeq and is a predicted model, not a curated record. Gene Ontology annotation, molecular function: carnitine O-octanoyltransferase activity. Gene Ontology annotation, cellular component: peroxisome. Bases 156 to 2012 code for a protein of 618 amino acids. The transcript is spliced from 6 exons.